Heterostelium album PN500 is the source of this 399-nucleotide messenger RNA. RefSeq lists its product as uncharacterized. The record is from RefSeq and is a predicted model, not a curated record. Bases 1 to 399 code for a protein of 132 amino acids. The transcript is spliced from 4 exons. Lineage: Eukaryota; Evosea; Eumycetozoa; Acytosteliales; Acytosteliaceae.
AUGGAUGUUUUUAAAAAAGAUAUCUUAUUCUUUUAUUUUAAUUGCACAAUCAAAUAUUCAAUUCAACUAACAAUAAAUAUCUAUUGCUACUUUGUAGAUCGUCUUGUUUACAAUGUUACAACAUGUCGUCGAUGGUCGAUUAGUGACAAUAAUAAUAAUUUAUAUUGCAAAGUUAGUGGUGUUAUUGGUAUGGUAUGGUAUGAGCGUGUGUUGAGUGUGAUGUGUGAAGUUAAUUGUUAUUCACUUUCUUUGGUUUGGAAUUUAAUAAGUCUUUCAGAAUAUUUAUUGUAUCAAUAUGAUAAUGAUGAUGAUGAUGAUGAUGAUGAUGUGAUUUUUGCCGGUGGAAAUUAUGUGUUUGAUCAGCAGAGAACAAUUGAAUUAUCAUUCACUAUUAAUUAA